Engraulis encrasicolus (European anchovy) is the source of this 2990-nucleotide messenger RNA. RefSeq names its product transmembrane protein 132A (gene tmem132a). Lineage: Eukaryota; Metazoa; Chordata; Actinopteri; Clupeiformes; Engraulidae. Bases 41 to 2932 code for a protein of 963 amino acids. The record is from RefSeq and is a predicted model, not a curated record. The transcript has 11 exons.
GGCUGGCUGCCCCAGUUCACAUGGCAAGACGGGGGAUGUCAUGGUCAUACUCCUUUGCUCCUGGCUCACUCUCGCCAGUGCCCAGCUCCCCACGCCCAUCUCCCUGCCCGCUCAGAUCAACGUGGCCCUGCCAUGGCGUGCCCUCACGCUCUCCCAGUCAGACUUGGGAGUGCUGUUCUCCAACUCCAGCCCCUUCUCCCACACCCAGUCCCUACUGCUCAUGCCACCGCCAGAGCCCAGCACCAAGGCAGGCGUCAGGGCAUCCUUUGGGCCUUACUCUGUCACACAGAUGGUUUCCACACCUAUCCUGCCUCUGUCCCCUCCCCUCUCGGCAUCCCUCCUCACCAAAACAGUCUUGAGGGAAAAGCAGGGGGAGAAAGGAGAGAGGUUUGAGGUCAGAGUGCUGUUCCACGUGAGGGGAGACGCUAACAAGGGCACCUGCGUCACUCUCCACGCAUUCAAGGAGACACAGGAGCAAAGAGCUUCCUGCAUAACCCAGUCUCCGCUUGGUCUGUGUGUGGUCUCCCUGAGUCUACCCAAGGACUGGUUUGAGCUGGGUCAGACCGCCCAGGCCGGAACACGACACAACCCCAGGCAGAGGCCCCAGCACAGGCACCGGCAGCGGAGUACGACCCACCGACGUCGCCACAGCACACCCAGCGCACUGCGACAUCAGCCCAGCUCUCCAUCCCUUGACCACAUCCACCUCUACUACUCUUCGUCUGGCACUGUGCCCCACCUCAAACUGCCUCCCCGUGGGUGUGACGCGGAUGAUACCCAGUCACAGCAGAGGAAGCUGUACUAUGUUGGGGCCGUGGCAGAGCCAGAGAGGGAUAGGGACCUCAAGCACAAGGCAUCAGGGUGUUCGGGCGGGAGGGACGUGGAGGAACUGAGGCUGGAUUACAAUGUCAUGCUACGGUAUCGCCGAGGCCCGGUCCACGCAGGCCAGCCUAUCGGGAUCUCCAUAAACCUCCGGUCGAAUUUCACCGGUGAUUCCAUCACUAUCAGGCUGAAGGUAAAGAAGGGAUUUCUGGCUUUGGUGGAUCAACCUUCCAUGAACUCCAACCUCUGGAUUGCCACUUUGGAGAAAAGCACGGGCUCCAAGCAUGACACCGUGUCCAUAAUCUGUCAGAAAGUUGGCUCUCAAUCGGCUCAUCUAAGUCAAACAGAUCUACAGGAGGUUGCCUGUCUUUUUGUUGAUGCAUUGAAGAGAAGUUUUGGAGUUGCAAUGACGGUGCCCAUAGCUUGGUGGGUGGAGUACUCGAGUCGUGGCACCAAGGCCUUUCCACAUGGCGCAGUGACUAGCUUCCUGUCAUUCACUGACAGAAAUAUUGUGGGCAUUGCUCCCAUCACAGAGAGUAGUACGAUCAUAAAUACUGCUAUUUUGACCAGCCAGCCAGUGACCCUUCCUGUAACCGUGCUGGGUAUUUCAAAUGAUGGAAAGGUUUCUGACCUUACAUUGGCAGUAAGAUGCCAAUCUGCCAACGAAGAUAUCAUCAAGGUGUCAAGUGACUGCGCCACCCUGUUUGUGGAUGGGAGCGAAUCAGGGGUGGGCAGUUCCUGCGUUGCCGUGGAGUUCUCCCUGGGUAGCCUGAGUGGGUCCGUCUGCCUGUCAGUGUGGGCCCCCCUGGUGCCCCUCCGCAUCUCUCUCUCAGACUCUGUCCUCAGUGCUAUUGACGGCUGGAGCUACUUUAACCAGGGCCGAUGCACCCCGGUUUACCAAAGGUCCACCGUGCAGGUCCUGGCACAGUUCAGUGCACAACUGCCAACCCGCAAGGGCCCACCAAGCUACAUGCUGGGCUCCCCAGACUGGUUUGUGGACGUUACGGAAAUGGUGUGGGACUGGCUGCGGGUGGGGAAUCCACGAGUGGCAACCCUCAGCAAGCAGAGACACCUGGUUGGGCUGGAACCCGGAAUAACGACACUUCAUGUGAUCUCCAGCCAAUGGGAUGGCGUGCUGGGCAGUGUGGAGGUGGUGGUGUCGGCUGAGCCGGUGGCUCCGGGGGACCUGUCGGUGCAGCUGGUUGGUGGGCUCGGCCUUGCCAUCAGCCAGAACCCUGCUCAUCAGUCCGUCAUCUCCGCUGCAGUAACAGCGCACAAUAUUCUCUACAACUACGGCCAGGAGGCCUCAGUUAGCAUCUGGCUCCAGUUCAGCGAUGAGACAGCCAUCCUGGUGUCGGCAUUCAGCAGUGUCCCGUACUCCCUACGCCUCUCUUCACUGGCUGAGACGGUGGUGGUCGUGACGCCCGAGCCACUGCAGCGCAUCCUGGCCCAGGGAGAGGGGGGCGGCCCCCUGGUUAAGGCAGAGCUCCUCGUCUCUACCUGUGACGCGCUGUCCAACGACGUCGAGGCCAACAUGGGAGGGACUAGAAGACUGGCCAAAGGAUCCGGUUGGAUACGAGUGAAUUUGGACUCGGAGGUGUGGCCAGUAGGAAGUGACGCGGACAACGAGAUGUUUGACUUUUCGGACAUGCUUGCGGAGUCCGACAAGGACGUCUAUGGCAACUUUGGUGACAAACCUGGCACGGGCAACAUGACCGCUGACUACUCUGACAGUGCUGGCGACGGUGUGAUUAUGCGCAACGCACUAGAGAGGGCAGUUUUGACUCCCAACCACCAGGAGAGCGCUGUGUACUUCUCCCCAGGUGUGGGCAAAGAGAAAGAGCGCCCCCUGCAGGGAGACAGGGACCUUGAGGUGGGACUAGGGGCAGUGCUCUCCCUCAUCUGCCUCUCUGCCCUGCUCUUUCUGGCCAACUGCCUGCCCUGUGCCCUUCGGGACAGGAAAAAGAGGAAGCAGAGGGAGAAAGAGGAGCCAGCAGCACCACAGGGAGUGACUGGAGCUGCACAGGGGGAAGCCUCACAAGAAAAAGUCAACUCCAGGAAGGGAGGAUUAGAGGUUGAAGUGGAGGAAUGUGUUGAAAAAGAAGAUUAGAUUGCAAAAGCAAAAAAAAUGAAAUGUAUUGAAUGGAGAAUUCACAAGUGGGGGAUGC